Molecule: messenger RNA, 1642 nt
Organism: Centropristis striata (black sea bass)
Lineage: Eukaryota; Metazoa; Chordata; Actinopteri; Perciformes; Serranidae
Product: forkhead box protein A2-like
Exons: 2
Coding region: 308-1558 (416 amino acids)
Biological process (GO): regulation of transcription by RNA polymerase II; cell differentiation; anatomical structure morphogenesis
Molecular function (GO): DNA-binding transcription factor activity, RNA polymerase II-specific; protein domain specific binding; transcription factor binding
Source: RefSeq, a predicted model, not a curated record
UCUCGUGCCGGAGGUGUUGAUGAUGAAUAUUUAAAUCAGAUGGUUGAGCUCGCGCAGGAUGGAGGGGAGGCCGCUGAUUGGACGCUGGGCUCCGGCAAGCAGCGCGAGCGCAGGUGGCACAGAGAGCGGAGCCGCGUGCCCGCUCAGUCGCUCUCAGGCUCCGCUCAGGUGAGACCACCGGACCGUUACCGGACCCUUACCGGACCCUUACCGGACCCGUUCCCGCUCUUAUGUCUUAUGUUUUGAUGUGUUUUUUUCCCGCCUCGCGUGAAGCCGUGUGGAUGAUUUAAGUGCUGGCGCGUGCACGAUGCUGAGCGCCGUGAAGAUGGAGGGACACGAGCACGCGGACUGGAGCGGCAGCAGCUACUACGGAGAGACCGAGUGUUACAGCGCAGCGGGAAACAUGAACUCCGGUCUGUCCAUGAACUCCAUGAGCAGCUACAUGAGCGCGCCUGGCAUGACCGGCACCGGCCACAUGAACGCGCAUUACCCGGUCGGGGUCAACCACUCCUCGGUGCCCCCCGGGGUGUCCCAGGGCCCCGGGGCCAUGGUGCAGGCCGGGGCCGGGAUCCCGGGCCUGGGGGCCGCGCUGCCGCCGAGCAUGAGCUCCAUCAGCCCGCCGCCCUACGGGAACAUGCCGGUGAUGAGCCCGGUGUACGGCCAGGCCUGCAGCGGGAUCCGCUCCAGGGAGCCCAAACCGGCGUACCGGCGCAGCUACACGCACGCCAAGCCUCCGUACUCGUACAUCUCCCUGAUCACCAUGGCCAUCCAGCAGUCCGGCUCCAAGAUGCUGACCCUGAACGAGAUCUACCAGUGGAUCACGGACCUGUUCCCGUUUUACCGGCAGAACCAGCAGCGGUGGCAGAACUCCAUCCGCCACUCCCUGUCCUUUAACGACUGCUUCAUCAAGGUGCCCCGCUUACCGGACAAGCCGGGCAAGGGCUCCUUCUGGGCCCUGCACCCGGACUCCGGGAACAUGUUUGAGAACGGCUGCUACCUGCGGAGACAGAAGCGGUUCAAGUCCCUGAAGCAGGCCGGUGCCGGUGCCGGUACCGGGGCGGAGAAGGAGGCGGCGGCGGCUGCAGCGGGGAAGCCGGGCUCGGAGGGCGGCAGCACCGGCUCCGACUCCCCGCACUCCUCCUCCUCCUCCCCGGGCUCCGAGGUGAAGACCCCCGGGGGGGAGCUGAAGCCGCACCGGGGGGACCUCGUGCCCUGCAGCCCCGUGCGCGUGCCCUCUCCGCUCGCGCACACGCAGCACCUGUUCUCGCACCACCACCACCACCACCACCACCCGCUGCUGCUGCACGAGGCCGCGCACCUGAAGCCGGACCACUACCACCCGCACGCGCCCCCGCACCACUACUCCUUCAGCCACCCCUUCUCCAUCAACAACCUCAUGUCCGAGCCGCAGCACCACAAACUGGAGCCGGUGUACGGAGGCUACGGCUGCCCGGUGUCCGGGCCGCUGGUGGCGGCCAAGAGCGGCCUGGACCCGGCUCACAGCGAGCCGGGCUACUACCGGGGGGUCUACUCCUCCAGGACCCUCAUGAACUCCUGAAGGACUCAGAGACAGGAAACACUCCAGUGUUUUUGUUUUUUCAUCAUUUAUGUGUUUGUUUAUGUGCAUCAGAUAAAAAUCUUU